AUGUUAUCCUUGCUAGCAGCCUCGCUCCUCCCCCUUCUCCGCGCCCCUCUCUCCCUCGCACAAACCGAACAACAACCCAUAGCCCAGACUUACCAAUGCAACAAUGGCGGCAUGCCGACCAACGACUGCUACCUCCGCAUAAAUCGGGACAACCCCAACGUCGCCUCCGCAUGGGGCGCCAAACUAGACGUGAACGCCGACCCCUCCGCCGUUCUGGAUCCCUCUGUCCUUCCCAACCUCCCCGACACAUGCACCUUCCCCAUGAAUCAGCUCUGCGCCUUCAUAUCUAAACUACCUGAGAGUUCGUACAACCAUUGGAUAUGGGCCCUCAGCCCGGGCCCAGGCUGUUUAGCCGCGAUGUUCGUGCCAAGUUUGAAUGGGAUUAGGGUGCCUACCUAUGCAGAGUGUCACGCGUACAUUGACAUUCCAUUGCGGGAGGCGCUGAUUAUCGGGACGGGGAACGGGCAGAAUAGGGUUAGUGUGAAUGUGGGAGGGUAUCCGGAUUUGCCGACGCUGGAGCAGUUGAUGCCAACGGUGUAUGGGGGUGCACCACUGCAGAUUGAUGUGCCGAAUCAGGGGAUUGGGGUUAAUGGGAGCUUGAGUUCUUGGUUUAUGACUUCGUAUACUUAUAUCCCUAUUGGUACAUUACCGCAACAGCCUGCCAACUCCGGCGGCUAG
Bacidia gigantensis is the source of this 678-nucleotide messenger RNA. RefSeq lists its product as uncharacterized. Bases 1 to 678 code for a protein of 225 amino acids. NCBI's taxonomy places the organism in Eukaryota, Fungi, Ascomycota, Lecanoromycetes, Lecanorales, Ramalinaceae. The transcript is spliced from 2 exons. The record is from RefSeq and is a predicted model, not a curated record.